GGACACGCCCGAUAUUUAAGGACGGAGAUGUGACGUGGCUAAUCCGAGGGGCCAGUUUGAAUUACUGACACCUGGCUCGUCAAGCCUAAGGAACGAAUAUGCCAGGUCUACCCGAGGGAUAUUCGCCCUUACCCUUAGGUCAAUCGUGUAGAGAAGAAGGGAAGACGAAGAACAGGGAGGAAAGAGCAAGAGGGGAGAAAAUGGGGCUUAGCAAUUACCUCACAGGAAUCCUGAAUUUCUUGACGCUGGCGCUGGCAAUCCCGGUCAUCGGCGCUGGGAUCUGGCUAUCGCAGCGCCACGACACGGUUUGUAUGCGAUUCCUCCAGGGCCCGGUGAUCGCCAUUGGCGUCUUCAUCCUCGUGGUGUCGCUGGCGGGAUUCAUCGGCAGCUGCUUCAGGGUGUCAUGGCUGCUGUGGAUCUAUCUCUUCGUCAUGUUCUUGCUCAUCAUGCUGCUGCUCGCCUUCACGAUCUUCGCGUUCGCGGUCACCAACAGGGGCGCCGGCCACGCGCUGUCGGGCAAGGGCUACAAGGAGUACCGGCUCGGGGAUUACUCCACCUGGCUGGAGCGCCGCGUCAAGAACACGGGCAACUGGAACAAGAUCAAGAGCUGCCUCGCCGACGCCAAGGUCUGCCGCGAUCUCGACAACGAGUAUCCCACCGAGGCUGCAUUCUCCGCCGCGCGGCUCACUCCUCUCGAGUCCGGGUGCUGCAAGCCCCCCACCGCGUGUGGGUUCGUCUACCAGAACGCUACGUCCUGGAUCAACAGCGCCUCGCCAGCCGCCGACACGGAUUGCUUCGCGUGGAACAACGCCGCCGACCGGCUGUGCUUCGAUUGCAACUCGUGCCGCGCGGGCGUGCUGGAGAACAUCCGCAAGGACUGGCGCAAGGUGGCCAUCAUCAACAUCAUCGUCUUCGUCUUCCUUGUCGUCGCCUACUCCGUCGGAUGCUGCGCCUUCCGCAACGCCCGCCGCGACGAGUACUUCAGCAACAAGGCGCCGUACCGCUGAUGGAUGCCGCCGUACGUCUUUUCUUGCAGUGUUUCGUGAAUCUAACCAUCGAUCAACCUACAUUGAUCGAAUCGUUUGUGUAAAGGAUGAUUACGUAGAUUUGCUUUUCACCACCUAAAGGACUACCUCGAGAUCCUAUAUGAUCUUUUGGUGGGCGUGACUUUGCAUCCUCUCAAACAUUUCGAGCAAAGUAUUUGCUGCGAA
Messenger RNA from Selaginella moellendorffii, 1211 nucleotides. Its product is annotated as tetraspanin-8. The coding region runs from base 99 to 1007 and encodes 302 amino acids. The record is from RefSeq and is a predicted model, not a curated record. Lineage: Eukaryota; Viridiplantae; Streptophyta; Lycopodiopsida; Selaginellales; Selaginellaceae. Gene Ontology annotation, biological process: auxin-activated signaling pathway. The transcript is spliced from 2 exons. Gene Ontology annotation, cellular component: plasmodesma; plasma membrane.